Eubalaena glacialis (North Atlantic right whale) is the source of this 1121-nucleotide messenger RNA. It is a transcript of the gene TAF9, whose product is annotated as TATA-box binding protein associated factor 9. NCBI's taxonomy places the organism in Eukaryota, Metazoa, Chordata, Mammalia, Artiodactyla, Balaenidae. The record is from RefSeq and is a predicted model, not a curated record. The transcript is spliced from 2 exons. Gene Ontology annotation, molecular function: protein heterodimerization activity; transcription coactivator activity; RNA polymerase II general transcription initiation factor activity. Gene Ontology annotation, biological process: DNA-templated transcription initiation; RNA polymerase II preinitiation complex assembly. Gene Ontology annotation, cellular component: transcription factor TFIID complex; transcription factor TFTC complex; SAGA complex. The coding region runs from base 105 to 902 and encodes 265 amino acids.
CAGGGGUUGGAAAAACCACGCUAGGCAAAGAACUUGCAUCAAGAUCAGGACUGAAAUACGUUAAUGUGGGUGAUUUAGCUCGAGAAGUCUGAUCACCGGAUAUCAUGGAGUCUGGCAAGAUGGCUUCUCCCAAGAGCAUGCCGAAAGAUGCACAGAUGAUGGCACAAAUCCUGAAGGAUAUGGGGAUUACAGAAUAUGAACCAAGAGUUAUAAAUCAGAUGUUGGAGUUUGCCUUCCGAUAUGUGACCACAAUUCUAGAUGAUGCAAAAAUUUAUUCAAGUCAUGCUAAGAAGGCUACUGUUGAUGCAGAUGAUGUGCGAUUGGCAAUCCAGUGUCGUGCUGACCAGUCUUUUACCUCUCCUCCCCCAAGAGAUUUUUUAUUAGAUAUUGCAAGGCAAAGGAAUCAAACCCCUUUGCCAUUAAUCAAGCCAUAUUCAGGUCCUAGAUUGCCACCUGAUAGAUAUUGCUUGACUGCUCCAAAUUAUAGACUUAAAUCCUUACAAAAAAAGGCAUCUACUUCUGCGGGAAGAAUAACAGUUCCACGGUUAAGUGUUGGUUCAGUUACUAGCAGACCAAGUACUCCCACGCUUGGCACACCAACCCCACAAACCAUGUCUGUUUCAACUAAAGUAGGGACUCCAGUGUCCCUCACAGGGCAAAGGUUCACAGUACAGAUGCCCACUUCACAAUCCCCAGCUGUAAAAGCAUCAAUUCCUGUAACAUCAGCAGUUCAGAAUGUUCUAAUUAAUCCAUCACUAAUUGGGUCCAAAAAUAUUCUUAUUACCACUAACAUGGUGUCAUCACAGAAUACUGCCAAUGAAGCAUCAAAUGCAUUGAAAAGAAAACGUGAAGAUGAUGAUGAUGAUGAUGACGAUGAUGAUGAUGACUAUGAUAAUUUGUAAUUUAGCCUUGAUGCAUGUAACAUGUAUGCUUGGUUUUGAAUCCAUUGUACUGAGAUUAAACAUGCAUGCUAGAUGUUUCCAUGUUGUGUUUUAGAAAAAUAGUAUUUAAUGAGUAAAUAUGGUUACCAUACUUUUCAAUUGAGAUGUUGUAUUGGAUUUUCUUUAAUAGGAUUAGUAAUCGUUUUUCAUCAGCCUUUAAGUGUAAAAAAUAAAGUUGUA